ACAACGCGGAAAGAAAAUUACUUUGUGGUUAUCGUUACUCACAAACUAUAUAUUUGAUGAUACUGUGUCUCUAAGUACAAAGGGAUUAGUGAGAUUUUUCAUGAGAAAUUCGCCCGACGAGUACGACUAAAUCUUAUUGCUAUUAGUACAAAAUAACAAUUAAGUGAUGAUGAUACAGAUUUCAUUAUUGUGUCAAGGAGUUUUUACUUUGCCUUGUAAAUUUUCUAUGUACACUUAAGAUUGUGCCUAAUCGUAUGUUAAACUAUUAAGGUUUUAUUAAAUACGCCUAUUUUUAUAUUUUAGAUUCUAAUUAUAUCAACCUUAGAAUGAGCAGCACAAAUUCAUUUAAAAUACAAUAUUUGAGGCCAUGGAUGAGAGAAUCUGGAGCCGCAGCAACUGCUUCAAAUUCUGGUCUCAAAGGCGUAGUAGCAGGAGGAACAACCGGUGGUAUUGAAGUUUGCAUAACAUUUCCAACGGAGUAUGUUAAAACGCAACUUCAGCUGGAUGAAAAGGGAGGCUCUAAACGUUACACAGGAAUUGUGGAUUGUGUUAAAAAGACAGUCUCAAGCCAUGGGGUUUUGGGUCUAUACAGAGGACUCAGUGUGCUUAUUUAUGGUUCCAUUCCAAAAUCAGCCGUACGAUUUGGAGCAUUUGAGACCUUGAAGAGCAGAUCUUUGGAUGAAAAGGGUAACCUGAGUCCUACGGCCCGAGUGUACUGUGGGCUGGGCGCAGGGGUUUGCGAGGCUAUCUUCGCUGUCACGCCUAUGGAGACAAUCAAGGUAAAAUUCAUAAACGACCAACGUUCUUCCAAUCCACGCUUCCAAGGCCUAUUCCACGGUGUCUCCUUGAUUAUGAAAGAACAAGGUUUCCGUGGACUAUACCAGGGCUUGACGGCCACUAUCCUUAAACAAGGUAGCAAUCAGGCGAUCAGAUUUUUAGUUAUGGAAACCCUGAAAGACAAAUAUCGAGGUGGAGAUCCGAGUAAGUCAGUGCCAAAGUACAUUGUGGGAGCAUUUGGAGCAAUUGCUGGAGCGGCUUCUGUAUUUGGCAAUACUCCAAUCGAUGUAGUAAAGACGAGAAUGCAAGGCCUGGAAGCAUCAAAAUAUAGUGGUACAAUGGAUUGCUUUGUCAAGACUUGGAAAAAUGAGGGCCCAGCAGCGUUCUACAAAGGAACUGUGCCAAGACUGUCCAGAGUAUGCUUAGACGUAGCUAUAACCUUUAUGAUUUACGACUCCUUCAUGGAUAUUUUUAACAAAGUCUGGCCAUAAAUCUUCCCAACUAGUUCUUCACUGUAGUUACCUGUUCUGUUGUGUUUUUGGUGCUAUUAUGUUCUUGGUUUAUUUUAUAGAUCAAAAGAUUUUAAUUGAGGGAA
Homalodisca vitripennis (glassy-winged sharpshooter) is the source of this 1372-nucleotide messenger RNA. Its product is annotated as putative tricarboxylate transport protein, mitochondrial. The record is from RefSeq and is a predicted model, not a curated record. NCBI's taxonomy places the organism in Eukaryota, Metazoa, Arthropoda, Insecta, Hemiptera, Cicadellidae. Bases 327 to 1268 code for a protein of 313 amino acids. Gene Ontology annotation, biological process: mitochondrial citrate transmembrane transport. The transcript has a single exon.